Molecule: messenger RNA, 1168 nt
Organism: Symsagittifera roscoffensis
Lineage: Eukaryota; Metazoa; Xenacoelomorpha; Acoela; Convolutidae
Exons: 4
Coding region: 456-983 (175 amino acids)
Source: RefSeq, a predicted model, not a curated record
AAAACCUACUCGUACUAAUGAGUUUAAGAGCUGUAACAAAAGUGUAUCUGUUUCUGCGCGUUUUUCAAAUUCCGAAUAUUGUGAAAAAGAUGAAGUUGUGAACAAAUUCAUUCUUCUUAGACAAUCUUUCUUAAAAGCGCACUUACUGCAAAUUUAGUACCGUUUUUGCAUAUUUUGAGUCCAUGCGAUAAAAAAAAACCAAAUAUCGUGCUUUUAUUGAAGAUAGACGUCAUUAGAAACUUGCGGCAGCUGCAAAAAAUAGAGGAAUUAGAUUCUGAAGAGCUCUAAGCAUAGAAUAUUUUUACGUUGAGCCAAAACAAUUGAAGCCAUUGAAAUUUUGUUCUUGCUGUUUUUUAUUUGCUCUCAGCCACUUACCAUUACAUUUGAAAUCACAAUUCAGAAUCAUUGAGUUUGACCAAACAUAAACUAUUGGAGGUUUUAAAACUAACUAUAAAAUGGUCUCCAAAUCGGUAACUGUUGUCGUGGUUGCUUUGGUACUUGUGGCUGUGCUCGUGCAGCAUGUCCAUUCGGACGAAGGCGACGAGGGCCACACCCGAGGUCGCAGAGAGUGUCACCUCGACAGUGACUGUAACACGUGGGGAAAUGUGUUGAAGGGCGAGGACACCUGCUGCUACGGGGAGUGCAGAGACGAAGACGACUGCAUCACUGUUGGCGGUGUGAUCCUGUUUAUCUGUAUGGUUCUGCUGUGUUGCGGAGGAUGCCUGGGAGCUGUUGCUCUCGUCGUAUUCUGUGCAGUCCGAGCAGCCAACCGACAGUCCAACAGACAGGACCCGACAGCGGCAUACCAACAGAACCCACAAAUGACAGUAGUCCCUCCCCCGAUACUCAGCUACCCGUCGACUUCUCCCCCAGACUACAGCAACAACCCUGCACUCACUGCUCCGCUUAAUAAUUACCCGGCGGCUCCAUGGCAGAUGCCACCAGCGACCAUAAGCGAGAAACCAGAAAAUCGAGAAGAUUGAACAAUCCAUAAAUUUCACCCAAGACUUCAGUAGCUAUCGAUCGAAUUGCACAAACUCUCAUUGAAUGAGAAACUAAUGAUAAUGCGACUCGUUACUUUUAACGCUAUAGCUCUGAAAAAUUACAAUAUAGAUAUAACUCAAGUUGCACUCGCGUCUCAUUUUUACUAAUUAAAGCUGAAAAACUG